Messenger RNA from Pseudozyma hubeiensis SY62, 1278 nucleotides. RefSeq lists its product as hypothetical. Gene Ontology annotation, biological process: ubiquitin-dependent protein catabolic process. Gene Ontology annotation, molecular function: polyubiquitin modification-dependent protein binding. NCBI's taxonomy places the organism in Eukaryota, Fungi, Basidiomycota, Ustilaginomycetes, Ustilaginales, Ustilaginaceae. The transcript has a single exon. The coding region runs from base 1 to 1278 and encodes 425 amino acids. The record is from RefSeq and is a predicted model, not a curated record. Gene Ontology annotation, cellular component: cytosol.
AUGGCAGACUCUGGCGAUGCGGCUACGCCGCUCAAGAUCAACAUCAAGGGCCCCUCGGACAUCAAGCUCACCAUCGAAAUCACUUCCGACCAGACCGUGCGUCAGCUCAAAGAGGCCAUCGAGAAGCAGAAGCCAGACGUUCCCGCCGAUUCUCAGAGGCUCAUCUACGCCGGCAAGGUGCUCAAGGACGAAGAGGCGCUCUCGGUCUACAAGGUCAAGGACGGCAACACCAUCCACAUGGUCAAGUCGGCUGCUCGAUCCGCACCUACCACGGGCAACCCAUCCGUGCCUGGAACAGCACCAGCAGCAAGCAGCGGCUCGAACAAUGCCGCCUCUUCGCAGGCGCAAGGCGUACCUUCCAACUUUUCCGCAGGCCAGAACUUUACCAACAACCCUCUGUCGGCCUUGAAUCGCGCCGACUACGCCGGUCCGCACAUGGCACGACUCCUCAAUGAGAGCGGCGGAGCAUUCGGAGGAAUGGGUCUCAACCCGCGCGACCCCAACAUGAUGAUGGGAUUGAUGCAGAACCCCGAGGUGCAGCGCCAGAUGCGUGAUAUGAUGUCUCGUCCCGAAUUCAUCGAUCAGAUGAUCGCCAUGAACCCUCAGCUGCAAGGCAUGGCGCCCCAGAUGCGCCAGAUGAUGCAGUCUGAGCAGUUUCGCGAAAUGAUCACCAAUCCCGAGACCAUGCAGAGGAUGACGCAGAUGUCGCAGCUUAUGGAGAGCGCUGGAAUGGGAGGAGGUAUGGGCGGCAUGGCAGGCUUGGGUGGUCUAGGUGGCUUUGGUGCCGGUGGCGCUGGGGGCGGCGCUGGACAGUGGCCGCCUGCUGGUGCGUUUGGUGAGACUGGAAGCGGAGGCAACAGUAACAAUGGCAACGACGGCGCCCAUCGCAACCUCUUUACCGCCGCCGGCGCUGGCGCCGGUGGCGACAAUGCCAACUCCCGCGACGCUGGUCAGGGAGCUCCGCCAAAUCCGUUUGCGGAUCCCUCGUUCCUGCAGCAGAUGUUCGGUGGAGCAGGAGGCAGUGGAGGCGCAGGAGCAUUUGGAGGACUCGGAGGACUCGGUGGACUAGGAGGAUUCGGUGGAGGAGCUCCAGCAUCGCGAGACUCGAGACCACCCGAGGAGCGCUUCUCGUCUCAGCUCGAACAGAUGCAGGGGAUGGGCUUCUACGACGGUCAGGCCAACGUCAGAGCAUUGCUCAUGGCAGGUGGAAGCGUAGAAGGUGCGAUCGGUAUCCUGCUGGACAACCCGAACCCACCUGCGCCGGGACAGGGAAACUAG